This is a messenger RNA of Paramacrobiotus metropolitanus, 1138 nucleotides long. Its product is annotated as cytochrome b5 domain-containing protein 1-like. NCBI's taxonomy places the organism in Eukaryota, Metazoa, Tardigrada, Eutardigrada, Parachela, Macrobiotidae. The record is from RefSeq and is a predicted model, not a curated record.
UGCAAAACGAUAUUGAUCGUAUAAAUUAAUCUGCACUAAAAAUUAGUCAGUAAUCAUCUACACCGAGCACGAUGCAAUCGAAUAACGGCCCCGAAAGCGAUCCCCCGGAAGAAGGCCUACCCCUUGUUCCGCAGCAUGAUUUUAUACCAUCAUACUUGUCAAAGGUUACUGGCAUUCAGCGCUCUCAUUAUUACACAAAAGACGAAGUUGCUCGGCACCGCACCACUGUCGAUGCGUGGCUGUCCGUUCAGGAUCGCGUCCUCAACGUCAGCGAUCUGACCGCCCGUUCGCACGGCAUUACGCCGGCGGAACGACGGGCGCGUGCCACCUUAGCACGCUAUGCGGGCACCAACGUCACGCACUGGUUUAAAGCCAACAGGUUCCCCUUGGAGUUGAGAGAAUUCAGCAAUUGGAAGCAUAAUGGAAUGCAGGAGUAUUUCUUGCCACAGGGACCGAUUCCCGAUGUGUUGCCCUUCGCGCCGGUGACUAAUUAUUCGGUGCCGCGGCCCGGUCGAAGGAAAACCUUCUGGUGGAAUGAAGCCAGGCGAGAGAUUGGUAAACUCACGAAGAAGACCAGGAAAAUAUGGGUUGUCAACAUGCUUUUUGCGUCCGAGCCACAUAAUGCGGCGCCACAGCAACUAAAGGUUUGCUCGGAGGAGACACUGAAAGAAAUACUUUACCGAUAUCUCCACUACAAUCGUCACGCGGGAAGCUACACGUGGAAAUACGAAGGUCGCGUUCUAGAUAUGGAUAAAACUUUGGAAGAUAACGGUAUUGACGAUGAUGAGGAAGAACUAAAAGCGCUCGAUAUAAAUGCCGACGAAUACAUACCAGUCUUGCACGUUUACUUUAAUGACGACCUCACAUCUGCUUGAUAGAUGCCUCUUUUGUUUCAUUAUUUAUUCCGGCAGAAGACGCAAAAGACUAGUACCCCGUUCUAGCUUUAUAUAUUGAACUAGCCUAAUUGCGAGCCGGUGCUUAAAUACGUAAAAUAGGUAAUUGUUUAUUCAAUUCUGUACUUUUAUUGUGAUAAAUUAAUUACUAGUUUUGCACAUGCAUACGAGUACUGAAGUAUAGAUAUGUGAUGACAGGCUUAGAAGUUGGCUUUUCUGGGAAAUCUAAUUAAAAAGGAAGGAAC